Dracunculus medinensis (Guinea worm) is the source of this 891-nucleotide messenger RNA. The record is from the annotation of a GenBank genome assembly. NCBI's taxonomy places the organism in Eukaryota, Metazoa, Nematoda, Chromadorea, Rhabditida, Dracunculidae.
AUGAAGAAAUCGAGCGAUGUCGAUGUCUUAUUCGAGAUUCGAAAUAAUUAUCUCUUGGGUGCUUAUCAAAAAUGUAUCAACGGAGCGCAGCAAUUACAAGUAAAAUCCGAAGACGAUAAAACAGCGAGAGAUGUGUAUAUGUAUCGAGCAUAUAUUGCACAAAAUAAAUUUUCGAUAGUUUUAAACGAAAUUAACGUAUACAAUGCUGAAAGUUCACUAAAAGCCGUACGACGAUUAGCUGAAUAUUUAUCUUCUUCAUCAAACCGGUCAAAAGUUGUAAAGGAAAUUGAAAUGGAACUUGAUUCUGGUGCAGUAAACGAUGAUAAUGUUUUUCUUAUGGCUGCGUUCAUCUAUAUGCACGAAAAUAAUGUCGAAGCAGCCUUGAAAGUUUUGCACCAAAGUCAGACGUUGGAAUGUCAGGCAGCCACAGUUCAGUGUUUAUUGCAAUUGGACCGAGUCGAUUUGGCUUUAAAGGAAGUUAAAAAGAUGCAAGAUGAAGAUGAAGAUGCAACUAUCACACAGCUUGCUCUUGCUUGGGUUAAUAUGGCUGCGGGAAAGGACAAAUUAAAAGAUGCUUUCUAUAUAUUUCAAGAAAUGAUUGAUAAAUAUGGAGCAACACCUCUCUUACUUGUUGCACAAGCAUCUUGCCUUAUUCAACAACAGAAAUAUGGUGAAGCUGAGAGCCUUCUUUUGGAUGCACAACAAAGAGACAGUAAUUAUGCUGAAGCUCUUAUUAAUUUAAUUGUUGUAAGCCAGUUCCUCGGCAGAACAUCGGAGGUUACCAACCGAUAUAUUAAUCAAAUGAAAGAAGAUCAUCCGAAUCACCGGUGGACAGUAGAUUAUGGAAUGAAGGAGCAAAUGUUCGAUAAAAUUGUUUUGGAGGCACAAUAA